UGCUCAUUUACUUUCAUAACGCUUUUUCAUAAGAGCGUCGCCAACCGUCAGAUUUUUAUUUCGAGCACCGCGGAACUUCGCUGGGGGACUGGUCCGACAAGCAGUGUUGCAAGAACACCUGCACUUGGCUGACUUUCUCUUCUCCUAAAGGGAAAUCCUUGGGAAACUAAUAUCAUGGUGAAAACUGAUGUCACAAUGAAAAUAUUUGCAGCACAGCUACAGAACUGAUACUUCAGCCUCUGCAAAGGCUCUGCUUACACUGGGUGUAAGAGCAGUCACAAAGACAAUUUUAACACAGGGAAAUAGAAUACAAAUUAAGUACAGUUUGGCUAGACAGUGUCAGAGUGAAGCACACAAUUAAGUGGUAUUUAAAAAGUGUUUUCUCACCACAUCACAUAGCCAGACUGUGCUUGAAUUUGCAAUCCAGUGAGCUGUUUUGAAAAUAUGUCAGGGAACUGCGGAAUUCAGUGUGAGUAGAGCCUUAACAUUUAUUGCGAGGUCUGAAUACCAAAAAGAAAAGAUGGCCUUGUGUGAAACUGAAAAGACAGAGCAAAAUACCCCGAUGAAUCCACGUGAAGUAGAGAAUGGAGAAUGUAACAGAAGCAUAAGUAAUGUAAGCAUCAAACAUCUCAGCAGAGCAGUCUUUUCGAAAUCAGUGGGAUUUCCACAUGGUUUGUGGAGUCGUGAAAACUACAGAAGAGCUGUUGCCAUAGCAGUUGGGAGCAUGAUACUUAAUGUCAUCAUGAUGAUCUUUCUGAUCAUUGCAUUAUCAGCGAGAGGACUGGAAGUAUUGCCAACUGCUCUACCUUCUCCUUCUACUCUAUUUGACAGCUGCCCAGAUGGCUGGGUUGGCUACCAAAGGAGAUGCUACUAUUUUGCAGAGUCUGAAGCAAACUGGACAUCUAGCAAGAUCAGCUGUGCUUCUUUGAAUGCUUCUUUGGCUGUGAUUGACUCCCCAGAAGAGAUGAACUUCUUGAGACGUUAUAAGACUCGUGCUGAUCACUGGAUUGGUCUCCAAAGAGAUCUAGAAAUAGAGCCCUGGAAAUGGAUCAACGGUACCAUUUUCAAUAACUGGUUUCAGAUUGGUGGUGGAGGAGAAUGUGCUUACAUAAACCAUAAAGGUAUUGCCAGCUCCAGCUGCAUAAGGGAAGAACCUUGGAUCUGCAGCAGACCAGCUGGCAGAUGACAAAGGGCAUUGGAUAUGCACUGCACAGGCUUCUAACUCCUACAGGUCACACUCAAUCAGAUGUGACCCGUCAUUUGCUGAACCUGCACCACCAGAAAGUUCUGCAAUCAGGAGAGGAAAGGAGAGAGGCCAUGGAACUGUGUGAUCACAGGCUUGUGGACUCUGAAAAAAAAAAAGAGCAUGGAUUUCUAGAAACUUUAUGCCACUAGCAGAAUGAUGUCUCAUAGCUGCCUUGAACUAAGGAUUAUUUCAUAACCACUGCCCAUGUUUUCAGUGGAUGCCCAGCACAUUUGAGGAUUCAGAGAAAACUCGUCUCUUUAUUUAUUUAAAAAAGAUUUCUGUACUGCUCCUAAGCAAAGAUCGGGGUGGUUUAUUUAGUUUUGGAGUGAGCUGUACUAUAUGUAUACAAAAAUUACAAUGUAUAAAGUACUUUUACUGCAUAGGCUGUGAACCUUCCCAGACAGGGCUGAUCUUGCUACUUUUUUUUAAGCUGAGGCUGGUGCACCAGCUGCACCUUUUCCCAGAAAGGGACAUAUGACUAAAGCUAUGUGCACAUUAGUUACUUAAAAAGCAGCAAUACCAUUUUGUCUGGGUACAGUCUGAAGCGGAUCUGCAUAUGGCUGUAUAUGGCUAUACACAUAUGUAUUGUUAUGCAGGUGGGAAGUCUGAAUAUACCCAGCCCCACUACUGAUAUCAGAACUUUCAGGAUGGCCCAAAGAAAGCGUUUCCAUUGGACACACCUCCGAGUCACAACGGGUUGAUCAACCAAAUAGUUUUGAAGUUGGUGUAAAGCUGACUUGUGAAAACACACUCGAUCUCAAAAAUCCCAGAUUUUGAGUGAAAAGGGUCCAAGUUUGACUGACGUUGUAUGUACAUGCAUUCACAAAACAGAGGUGGAGACGCAAUGAAAUCAGUAUAACUGCAAGUAUGUCUGCAGCUUGAGUUAUAUCUAGACUGGACUGUUGUAACGUGCAGUACAUGGGGCCAACUUGAAGAGUCUCCAGAAACUUCAGCUGUUCCAGAAUGUGGCAGCAAGGAUUUUGUAAACUAUGGGAGUUCUUCCUGCUUUCUCUUAUUUAAGAAGUCUUGUUUAAGAAGAAGAAGAGUUAAGGAACUUACAAAACUACUUCUGCACAAGAAAUGUUGGAAUAUGUGGUUCAACUUGAACUUGUGGGUUGAGGCUGCAUGGGGUUAAAAGGGUAGCUAGAGAGGAGACCUCCUGAUUGCUAGGCUAAUACCUAUCCUAUCAUCUCCUGCUGACUCUCCCUUCCUGCUAGACUGAUAUGCUAGGGUGUUGACCACAUCUCCUUCUUCAUUCCUUCCUCUUCUUUCUCUUGAGAGGGAAAGCAGACAUCUUCUCUCUGUCUCUCCCUCUCCUCCCCAGCAUGAGGGCAAACACUAGGCUUAGUGUUUGCAUCUCCAACUUAGCUAGUUAGCUAGAUGUAGAACUCUUUCCUAUCAAGUAUGUAUUUCCAGAAUAAUGUAAUUAUUUCUUAUUUUAAAGCUUAAAAUCUCUGUCUGACUAA
Molecule: messenger RNA, 2712 nt
Organism: Rhineura floridana
Lineage: Eukaryota; Metazoa; Chordata; Lepidosauria; Squamata; Rhineuridae
Product: C-type lectin domain family 2 member B-like
Exons: 8
Coding region: 521-1186 (221 amino acids)
Source: RefSeq, a predicted model, not a curated record